CAUUUUUACGCAGCUCUUCAUACAUCGGUCCGAGAGGCGCAUGGGUCGAUCUUUACGUCCCCUUAUUGCUGCCGUAGUCCUGGAUGCUGCACAGACUGAUACGGGACUGUGUAACGGGUGCAUCCCAUAUUUCAAAUACUGUACGUAACCCGUACGUAACAUCUUUUAGCGCUGCAGCCUGAUUUACGGCUUGGCAGAAGUGCAGCGCGGGGAGCUGUAGGUUCGCGUCAGAAACGGUCCCGGUGAAGACGCUGGUCUAGAUGGAGCGGUGGAAAGGCAGAGUGGCCCUAGUGACCGGAGCCUCGGUGGGGAUUGGAGCGGCUGUAACCCGGGCUCUGGUCCAGCAGGGCAUGAGGGUUGUUGGCUGUGCCAGGAAUGUCGACAAAAUUGAGAAACUGGCAGCUGAAUGUCAGAGUGCAGGCUACAGCGGCACACUGAUCCCUUACAAAUGUGACCUAUCCAAUGAAGAGGAGAUCCUGUCCAUGUUCUCAGCCAUCAAAACGCUUCACAAGGGGGUGGACGUGUGCAUCAACAAUGCUGGGCUGGCUCACAAUGAACCCUUGCUGUCCGGAAAGACAGAGGGCUGGAGGAACAUGAUUGAUGUGAACGUCUUAGCCUUGUCCAUCUGCACCCGCGAGGCCUACAAAUCAAUGAAGGAGAGGUAUGUGGAUGAUGGCCACAUCAUCAAUAUUAACAGCAUGGGCGGGCACCGACUUGUGCCGAGUGCCGAUGAGCAUUUCUACUGUGCCACCAAGUAUGCUGUGACUGCGCUGACUGAGGGGAUACGCCAAGAACUCCGGGAAGAAAAGACUCACAUAAGAGCCACGUGUAUAUCUCCUGGAAUAGUUGAGACUGAGUUCGCUUUCCGACACCACAACAGUGAUCCAGAGAAAGCAGCUGCAGUCUAUGAGAGCAUAAAGUGUUUGAAAGCAGAGGAUGUAGCCAGUGCAGUCACGUUUGUCCUCAGUGCCCCUCCUCAUGUUCAGAUCGGAGAUGUGCAGAUGAGACCGGUGGAACAAGUAUCAUAGCAGUGACGCUGGAAGGCAGCCACCAUGACUCCUUAGCGGCCUCUGCUGGCCAUGUGUGUUAGGAAGGAAGGAGGGGAUGUGUGUGUGUGUGUGUGUGUGUGUGUGUGUGUGUGUGUGUGGGCGGGUUUGGUUCUACUGGAGCUUAGCCAAGAAGAGCUGGAGCCUUAAAGAGGCUGUGCAAGAAAUAACAUGCAUGGACUCUGUAAACCACUACAAAAAAUAAAUUACUACUGAAGCAUCGUGUCAGCUGCUGGUCUCAGUCCUGAACUGAACCGACCUUAAACAAAUUGGGAUGGAGUUGCUGCUGCGCUGUGUGGUCAUCUGCACAGCUGCCACCUCAGAGGGAAUAUGUCAUUGAUUGCACAUUUUGUUUUGUUCCUUUGUUUUGUUUUUGUAGGUCAUAUGACAUAUCUUUUGGAAAUUUAAUUGAAAUAAUAACUGCUGUUUAUAGGAAAACCCUCUUUUUUAAUAAAUAUUCUGACUUGGAAUUACAGAUAUAGUUGUGGUCUUACACAAACUAAUCCUAGACAAUGCUAUGUCAUUCCUACUGUGAGGAACCAGGAACAGUCUGUACAUCCCACUCCAUUAUCAACUCAUCUCACAAACACAUUCAGUUACCCUUGUUUGGAUCUAAUGACGCCUUACAGGUGUUCAGGGUACGUUUAAGGAGACAUGGCUUUGUUUUUUGCCUGUGUAGUAUCUGCUCUGGACUUUGGAUUUCAGAAAAGAAACGUAGCUGUGCACAUCUAUUCUUCUGUUGGAAUUUUCUUAUGUACUAAAUAAACAAAAUAAAUACUCUUCCCUUCA
Girardinichthys multiradiatus is the source of this 1835-nucleotide messenger RNA. RefSeq names its product dehydrogenase/reductase 11a (gene dhrs11a). The transcript has 8 exons. The record is from RefSeq and is a predicted model, not a curated record. Bases 261 to 1028 code for a protein of 255 amino acids. Lineage: Eukaryota; Metazoa; Chordata; Actinopteri; Cyprinodontiformes; Goodeidae.